Messenger RNA from Trachemys scripta elegans, 1983 nucleotides. It is a transcript of the gene FOXN1, whose product is annotated as forkhead box N1. Lineage: Eukaryota; Metazoa; Chordata; Testudines; Emydidae. The coding region runs from base 1 to 1974 and encodes 657 amino acids. Gene Ontology annotation, biological process: regulation of transcription by RNA polymerase II. The record is from RefSeq and is a predicted model, not a curated record. The transcript is spliced from 8 exons. Gene Ontology annotation, molecular function: transcription cis-regulatory region binding; DNA-binding transcription factor activity, RNA polymerase II-specific.
AUGGUUUCAUUGCUUGAAGAUCAACCUAAUAUUAAGUUCUCUUCUUCGGACACUCUGGAGAGUGACCAACAAGACAACCUCAUGCAGACACAAGGGGACCCAAGCUCCCCAGCUCAGCAAACUGAUAAUCCCAGUUUCAGUUGCCAGUCAUAUGAUCCAGACAGCAGGACAGAAAGAAAGAGUUCAGAAUCUUCUCACAGCCCAAGCCCCUCUUCUCCAACCCAGGAUCAAAUCCAUGGGAGAUUUCCUGCCAACCAAGGAAUUCACUCUGGCAAGUGCAAAUUUAAAGUCUCUCCCAAUGCUGAGAAAUUCAGAAGGUAUAGCUAUGAGGAAAGCACUGCAGGAAACUAUGGCAGGUUCCUCAAGAGCAACAGGAACCCCUUCCAUCCUUAUAAGAGGGAGUUCAGUGAAGAUGUCUUCCAAGAAACUCAUCCAGCCCUCACACUGGAUAAUAAUUCCUUCAAAAAUGCAAGAAGCAUUGAGGGUUUUGAAGAUCUACCAGGAUCUACAGGCACCGGCGAGUCAGAGUCCUUUCCCACACAUAUUCAGAACAUUUCCACAGAACCAACAUGGUGCAACAAUCUCCAAUACAACCUCACAGGCCAAGAUCAGAGUUCCCAAGUCAUGCGGGAUUCAGAGGUCAAGCUUAAGACGCCUCCACUGGAAGGGCAGCCCAGUUUGUACUGUUACCAGCCUCCAGUGCAGCAAAUGUACUGUCCCUCACACCCAUUUCACCAGUAUUCGUCAGGAGGCAGUUAUCCUGUAACCUAUAUUACCUCAUCACACUAUCCUUACCAGAGAAUCGCUCCUCAAGGGAGUCAAGAAUCCCAGCAGCCUCUGUUUCCUAAACCCAUCUACUCCUACAGCAUCCUGAUCUUCAUGGCGCUCAAAAACAGUAAAACAGGGAGUCUCCCGGUCAGUGAGAUUUACAAUUUCAUGACGGAACACUUUCCUUACUUUAAGACAGCUCCAGAUGGUUGGAAAAACUCUGUACGCCAUAACUUAUCCUUGAACAAAUGCUUUGAGAAAGUUGAAAACAAGUCAGGUGGCUCUUCUCGGAAAGGCUGUUUGUGGGCACUGAAUCCGGCCAAAAUUGAUAAGAUGCAGGAAGAGCUUCAGAAAUGGAAAAGGAAAGAUCCAGUUGCUGUGAGGAAAAGUAUGGCAAAGCCAGAAGAACUUGACACAUUGAUAGGAGAUAAGGCUGAAAAACUAAGAUCUUCAACAGUGUCCUGCAAUCCAACAGGUGUGGCAAGUUCAACAGUUUCCAGACAGAUGUCAGUCCAGCCCCAUUCUCUGUCUGAGCCAUCCCUGUCGUCUAAUAUCCCACAGCCUUUACACCCUAUUCACACAACAGGACCUCUACGUGCCAAGAACCCACUACCAAGUUUGCUUGGGGGGCACCAAACUCCAUGUUAUACAUCACCACAGGUUUUCCCUCAGAUCUCACCUACCUUAAUGCAACAAUCACCUGGUAUCCCUCAGAGCAUCUUCCCUUCUGCAGAUACUCAAACUGAACUUAGAGCACAACCUAGCACCACCCAAGACUCACCUUUGCCAGCCCAGACCCCUCCCAUACAUGGUAUGAAGAUAUUGACAGAGCACUCCACAGCCAGGACAAUGCAGGACACACUCAUGCAAGAAGCAGACAUGAGCAAUGAUAUUGAUGCUCUUAACCCUUCCCUGAUUGACUUUGAUCUCCAAGGAAAUCUUUGGGAAGAACUGAAAGAUGACAGCCUGGCUGUGGAUCCCUUGGUUCUCAUUUCAACAUCCCCAAUCUCCUCUCAGUGCUUCCCUUCUCACUAUCAGAUGGAUAGUAACAGCAGCAGCAAUACCCUCACCACCCAGAAUAGCACUCCACAUAGCAGCUUACCCGACUUACAACUCACUACUCUUUACUCUGCCUUUAUGGAACUGGAUACAGUGUCCACAGCCUACUUGAAUAAUUCUGGAUCCAAGCCUAUAGCACUUGUGUGAACCACAAAA